AGUCAAUAUGAGUAAACGAGUAAAGGCUUACUGUGUACUAGGAUGCACGAAUAAGCAAGCGAUAAGUUGAGAGUAAUAUUUACUAUUUAUCAACAUAAAAAUAUUUAAAUUGAAAUCAAGUUCAUAUCUAUAAGAGAAUAACUCUUUUUUUCCUAACUUCCUUAAUUUGUAUUUAUGAAAUCAUUUUGUUGAAUGGUUAAAUACGUUCAAUGAUUUUAUCCUUAAUUUACAUUUUACAUUUAUCUAUGUUGACACAUCAGUGACGUGUCAAGAUGUCAAGCAGGACAGUUAUAAAAUACUAAAUAAAGUUUUGUGAUUAAAUAAAAUUACCCUUUAAUUGAAUACGAUAAAAAUAGGUAUUUUAAUGUUAAAUUAGUGGUAGUGUGAAUAAGACAUGGUUUUUAUUUUUCAUUAAGUUAGAAAACCGACUUAGUUUGUAUUGAUAAGAUAGAUUUAUCUCCACUACCGGCUAUAACCUGCAAGCUUUUCUAUCCACGUAAAGAUGUUAGGAUUUGGGAAGAAAAAUCCAUUGCAACCCCAAAAUGCAAAUAAACAAAAAACUCUUCUUACUUUAACCAUACUUGCCUUAGCCGCUGUUCUUUCUUUUGCCACCAGGCUGUUUUCCGUAUUGAGGUUUGAAAGCGUUAUUCAUGAAUUCGAUCCUUAUUUCAACUAUCGUACAACCAAAUAUUUAGCAGAAAAAGGGUUUUAUUCUUUUCACAAUUGGUUUGACGAUCGUGCGUGGUAUCCCUUAGGAAGAAUUAUUGGAGGUACUAUUUAUCCUGGUUUGAUGGUAACAUCGGCAGCAAUUUAUCACUUAUGUUGGUUGCUCAAUAUUACUAUAGAUAUUAGAAAUGUAUGUGUUUUUCUAGCGCCUUUAUUUUCAUCUUUUACUACUAUUAUAACAUAUUUGCUCACUAAAGAAGUUAAGAAUUCAGGAGCUGGUUUGGUAGCAGCAGCUUUUGUUUCAAUUGUUCCAGGAUACAUCAGUAGAUCUGUAGCUGGUAGCUAUGAUAAUGAGGGUAUUGCAAUAUUUUGUAUGCUUCUUACAUAUUACACUUGGAUAAAAGCUGUGAAAACUGGGACUAUUUUUUGGGGAACCCUCAGUGCUUUGGCAUAUUUUUAUAUGGUAUCUUCAUGGGGAGGUUAUGUCUUUCUAAUCAAUUUAAUACCUUUACAUGUGUUAACUCUUAUGGCAACUGGUAGGUUUGGACAUCGCAUUUAUGUGGCAUAUAGUACUUUGUAUUGCGUGGGUACUAUUUUGUCCAUGCAAAUAUCUUUUGUAGGAUUUCAACCAGUUCAGAGCUCUGAACAUAUGUUAGCUUUAGGAGUAUUUGGCUUAUGUCAAAUAAUAGCAUUUAUAGACUACAUUCGUAGUAAACUAUCUAAGACAGACUUUGAAACUCUAUAUACAUUCUUAAUAUACACAGUUGGAAUUCUCACCAUAUUAGUUGGAGGUAUUUUGACAGUAUCUGGAAAAAUAUCACCAUGGACAGGAAGAUUUUACUCGCUGUUAGAUCCUUCAUAUGCCAAAAAUCAUAUUCCCAUUAUAGCUAGUGUUUCAGAACAUCAACCUACCUCUUGGAGCUCUUUUUAUUUUGAUCUGCAAAUUUUGGUGUUCCUAUUUCCGGCUGGUUUAUAUUUUUGCUUCAAACACUUGACAGACGCUAACAUUUUUAUGAUUCUGUAUGGAAUUACUAGCAUUUACUUUGCAGGUGUAAUGGUACGUUUAAUGUUGGUCCUUGCUCCAAUAAUGUGUAUCCUCAGUGGUAUAACUAUAUCUCAUUUACUUUCUAAAUUUAUGAAAAAUGUAGAUGUUCCUAAACAAACUGAAAAUAAAAAAUAUAGGAAAAUAGAAGCAAAUCAAGGCUUCAAAAAUGAAAUAUCUUCAAUAUUUGUUGGCAUUGUUACUGUCUUGUUGAUUUCCUACACAUUCCAUUGUACUUGGGUUACAUCAGAAGCAUACAGUUCUCCAAGCAUAGUAUUAAGUGCUAGGUCACAUGAUGGAGGAAGAAUAAUAUUUGAUGAUUUCAGGGAGGCUUAUUAUUGGUUAAAGAUGAAUACACCUGAAGAUGCUAAAAUCAUGUCUUGGUGGGAUUAUGGUUAUCAAAUAACAGCAAUGGCUAAUAGAACAAUUCUCGUUGAUAAUAACACAUGGAAUAAUACUCAUAUUAGUAGAGUUGGUCAGGCAAUGGCUAGUACAGAAGAGAAGGCAUAUGAGAUAAUGAAAGAGCUGGAUGUAGAUUAUGUAUUGGUAAUUUUUGGAGGCCUUACUGGUUAUUCAUCUGACGAUAUUAAUAAAUUUUUAUGGAUGGUUAGAAUAGGUGGUAGUACAGAUCGUGGUGCUCAUAUUAAAGAAUGGGAUUACUAUUCUCCCAGCGGCGAAUUUCGGGUAGACAAAGAAGGUUCUCAAACUUUAUUGAAUUGUUUAAUGUAUAAAAUGUGCUAUUAUAGAUUUGGUCAAGUAUAUACAGAAGGUGGAAAACCGCCAGGUUAUGACCGUGUGAGAGGGGCUGAAAUCGGAAAUAAAAAUUUCGAAUUGGAUGUAUUAGAAGAGGCGUAUACAACUGAACAUUGGUUGGUGAGGAUAUACAAAGUUAAAGAUCUUCCAAACAGAGGGGUGUAAAUCUACAUUUAUAUUUUACAUUUCUUUUUUUAUGUAACAUAUUAAAUAAACUCUUAUUUCUAA
This is a messenger RNA of Diorhabda sublineata, 2689 nucleotides long. It is a transcript of the gene Stt3A, whose product is annotated as dolichyl-diphosphooligosaccharide--protein glycosyltransferase subunit STT3A. The transcript has 9 exons. NCBI's taxonomy places the organism in Eukaryota, Metazoa, Arthropoda, Insecta, Coleoptera, Chrysomelidae. The record is from RefSeq and is a predicted model, not a curated record. Bases 503 to 2626 code for a protein of 707 amino acids. Gene Ontology annotation, molecular function: dolichyl-diphosphooligosaccharide-protein glycotransferase activity. Gene Ontology annotation, cellular component: membrane. Gene Ontology annotation, biological process: post-translational protein modification.